Molecule: messenger RNA, 1118 nt
Organism: Aaosphaeria arxii CBS 175.79
Lineage: Eukaryota; Fungi; Ascomycota; Dothideomycetes; Pleosporales
Product: translin
Exons: 7
Coding region: 219-947 (242 amino acids)
Biological process (GO): RNA metabolic process
Cellular component (GO): nucleus; cytoplasm
Molecular function (GO): sequence-specific DNA binding; RNA binding; single-stranded DNA binding
Source: RefSeq, a predicted model, not a curated record
GUAGCUUAGAUGCGCCAAAGACAAACUUCAAAAAUAUAGGGUGUUCCUAUGAGAUAUUAGAAGAGGACUGCGGCUUAAAACUCAUAUCUACCCAGAUAAUAAUUCAUCCUUAAGGAUUCGUGACGUUGUGUCCUCAAAAAUUCUCUAGCCACAACUCACGCUCCCUCCUUCACCAACAUCACCACUCUUCCCUUGUCAAGCAGAACACGUACGCAAGCAUGGCACAACAAUCCGGAAUGGUCGAUCCGGCCGUAUUUCAAGAUCUUCAGGCGCGCGUGGAUGAGGACGCUGCCGUGCGAGACGAAUUGAAAGCUUUCGCGCAGACUUUGGAGAAGCAAACCCGCAAUCUUUCAUUCGUUCUCUCUCGCGCUCAUUCGACACCGAUCGCCAAUCUUUCUACCGUACUCGAAGCUGCCGAAACCCCAAUUCAGAAUGUCGUAGAGACCAUCGGAAAGCUUUCUGCAUCCGCGUCCAAGGUGCCCUACUACAAGUUCAACAACACCUGGACGCGACAGACUCAGGAUGCAACAUUCAACCUUCUGCUCUGGGGAUGGCUGGGCGGCUAUCAACGAGAUGCCGGCCAGGUGAAGAAUGGACGUCUUCUGACCAUUGAGGAAGUCGGUCAGAUAUUGAACAUUCCUGUCAAUCUGAAGGACCGAGAUUCCUUCCAUCUUACUAUCGAGGAGUAUCUUCACGCUUUGGUCUCGCUGGUUGAAGAACUAUCACGCCUCGCCCGCAACUCAGUCACUCUUGGAGACUACGAACGCCCUCUUCUCAUCAAUCAAUUCGUCAAGGACUUACUUGCAGGCUUCCAGAUCUUGAACUUGAAGAACGACAGCCUGAGACGCAGGAGCGACGGCCUUAAGUACAAAGUGAAAGAAGUAGAGGAUGUUGUCUAUGAUAUUUCUCUGAGGAACCUUGUGCCGGCCAAGGGAGGAGAGAACUAAUGGUUUCCAGUGAUGAGCAAUUGCUACCAUGAUGGCCUGCUCUACUGUGACCCGCAUCUGUGGCGCUUGCCGAUUUCUGAGAGCUACACUUGGGAGGCACAGAAUGCAAGUGGAAAGCAUGAUGAACGAGAUAGAUGAAUAAAAAGCAUAAACAUGUUUUCAAUUAUCCUC